Paramuricea clavata is the source of this 2219-nucleotide messenger RNA. The record is from the annotation of a GenBank genome assembly. Lineage: Eukaryota; Metazoa; Cnidaria; Anthozoa; Malacalcyonacea; Plexauridae.
AUGCGCCAUGCAAAGGAAAAGCAAACCUAUUACCAUAACCGCCAUGGGACAAAAGAACUAUCCCCACUGAAACCUGGUGAACUCGUAAGAAUCCGACCAGAACCAGGGUCGAAGCUAUGGAGACAAGCAACUGUGGUCGACCAUCAUUCAUCACCUCGGUCGUAUAUUGUAGACACAGGACAACGAAAGCUUAGACGUAACCGAGUAGCCUUAAGAUUAGACUCAGGAAGAUCAGCAGUGGAAGUAGCAGAGAAUUAUUACGGUACCAAUGACGAUAUGAGCCACCAAUGCAAGAAACCCUUGAUAACCCAAACCCGGUAAGCGUACCACCAGCUCAUCACCCACCAGUAGAAACAGCAACGUCCACGGUGAAAGACAAGGAAACGCCUGUCAAGAAGUUAGGAUCAGAAACUCACCACACACACUACACUACGAGAAGUAGAAGAAUCAGCAGAAAACCAGCUAAGUUGAACAUUUAAUAUAUGAAUGACAUUAUUCAUUACUUAGAGACUUAUAGACCUUUAAAGACCCAUAAAGACUUUUAGUUUUGGGGACAUUUACUUUAAAGAAUUCUUAGUUUCAUAUUUUGUUUAGUUAUCCUUUAUUGACGUUGGAGGGGAUGUUAUGUAUUCAGUGAAUUGUUAGAGAUCAGUGUUGCUUGAGAUUAAAGAUGGCGGCCGUAUGAAAUAUACAACAGAUACCUUUCGACUUUGAAGUAAGUUUCCAAUUAUUGAGACGUUGGUUUAGUUGUAUGAAUAAAUUUCUAGAUCUGAUCGAACAUUGCUAUUCAGCAGUAGCAACGCGUAGCGUUGAAAUUCAUCAGUCCAUGGCAUGCUAGUACAACAUCGGUCGCUUCAAAGUUAAUCAAACGCUUCGCAAUCUUCACAUAUUCAGGUCGAGAAUCUUCAUAACUACUUUGGCUCUCUGUUUAGCGGGUUUUCCAUUACAAAUUUCGUAUAUUUUAUCGAAAAAGUCCCUGUAUUUUCGCUGUAUAUUUUCGCGAAUCAAAUUCUGUUCACAUAUGUUGUUGUUUUCAAUAGCGUGGAGAAUUAGAAAUAGAAAAUCUCCAGGAGAAUUAGAAAUAGAAAAUCUCCCUGGAUUACAAAAGAUUUAAGACGCCAGAUAUUUAACCGAGAUUACCUAAAAAAGAAAGCUGUUACAUCAUGCAAUGAUCCUAAAAUCUGGCAUCAAUAUCGACAAACUCGAAAUCACAUUAAUAAUGAAAUUAAAAAAACUAAAUAAGCUUAUUAUAAGAAUAAUCUUGAAUCGAGUAAAGGCAACAUGAAAAAAACAUGGAAUCUUAUAAAUGAACUAAGCUCUAGAAAUGUAAGCAAAACUAAAAAGAUAACACAAUUAGAUUUUGAAGAGCGAGAAAUAACUGCACCUGAAGAAAUAGCUGAAACAUUUAACAGCUACUUCUCAGGUAUUGGUGAAAAACUUGCUUCCGAUAUUCCUGCUCCUGUGCGUGAUCCAGUAUUUUAUCUUAAACCAACUGAUAAAUCUUUCUCUCUCAAAACUCCCUCCGUUAACACAGUUUAUCAACUGCUGACUACAUUAGAUGAUAAGAAGUCAGCUGGUUUAGACAAUAUACCAAACAGAUUCCUAAAGAUAGCUGCAAGUGUUAUUGCACACUCGUUAACAGGAAUAUUCACUGCAUCUAUAAAUACCGGAAUAUUCCCGUAUGAAUGGAAGGCAAGCAGAGUAACGCCAGUAUUUAAGAGUGGCACAAGAAAUAACCCAGGCAACUAUCGGCCUAUAUCAAUUAUUCCAUGUGUUGCUAAAAUUUUUGAAAAAAUCAUUUUCGAUCAACUACAUGGGUAUCUUGAUUCAAAUAAUUUGCUGAACACAUGCCAAUAUGGGUUUCGACCGUUUCAUAGUACCCUAACAGCGUUGCUAGAAGCCACAAGCGACUGGUCCAUGAAUAUUGACAAUGGCCUAAUUAACGGAGUUGUAUUUAUUGAUUUAAAGAAAGCUUUUGAUACGAUCGAUCAUCAAAUUAUCCUGCAAAAGCUUAAAAAUUAUGGUAUUGACGAAACCAGUCUAACCUGGUUUCAUUCAUAUCUCACUGAUAGAACUCAAAAGUGCCGGGUAAACGGUCAACUGUCAGAUUCUGUGCCAGUGGCCUGCGGUUUCACUCAAGGUAGCAGUCUAGGGCCAUUGCUAUUCCUCAUCUACAUUAAUGAUUUACCGAACUGUCUUGAUCAUACAACUGCAAGAAU